UCAAAGUAUUGAUUUUUGUUAAAUUAAAUUAUUUUGUUAUGAAUAUGAAGAGAGAAAGUGGGACCCAUCUAGUUUCAUUUCCAUGGGAUUUUUCAUUUUUUCUUUUUUCUUUUUUCUUUUUUCUUUUUUCUUUUUUAUUAAUAAUAAUCUGCUACCAUCCCAGUUGAGAGAGUGAAGAGCUUAAUCUUGUUCUUUAAAUAGCUGCACUUCUGAAAUCGUCUUCCCCCCUUCUCUCUCCUCUUCACACUCACUCCUUUCUCUCUCUCUUUCUCUAGCUGGUUCUAUCAGAAGUUUUUCCGGCGGUGGUUGGCCGGAGAAUGGCAUAUAUGUGUACGGACAGUGGUAAUUUAAUGGCGAUAGCUCAACAAGUGAUAAAGCAGAAACAGCAGCAAGAGCAACAACAACAACAGAGCCAUCAACAGCAGCAACUCACUGGUCUAAGUCCCUUUUCUCUUAAUCCAUGGAGUACUGUUACUCACCACAACACCAUGUCUAAUGCUCCGAAUUUGGGUGGUUAUGGGUUGGCGGGUUCUGGCUUUCCUGAUCCAUUUCUAGUCACUGGUGGUUCGGAUACAGGUGAACCAGGGUUUCAGUUUCCUCACAUGGAUCACCACUCAACUGGGUUUCGAUUUUCAGAUUUCGGCGCCGGUCCAGGUGGCGAGUUUGAGUCUGACGAGUGGAUGGAUAGCAUAAUGGGCGGUGGAGAUUCAACGGAUAGUUCAAAUCUUCCUUCUGGUUGUGACGCGUGGCAAAACAAUGCUGCGGAUUUCGUUCUCUACGGUGCUGCUGAUCCCUUCGCCGCUUGCCCGAGUCGACUCAGUAUCCCUUCUUCAUCAUCACCUUCGGAUCUCAACCGAGUUAAUCUAUUCAACGAAACCCAGCAGAAAAACCCUAACCCACUUCAGCAGACUCAAGUUUCGCCAUGGAUCCCACCCCAAGCUCCUCAGUCUCCGCCAGUGGUAUCGAAGGACUCAAAAUCGACAAAUCCUCCACCGUCGCAUAGCGUAAGGAAGAACGACGUUAUCGGCGUGUCUACCAGCUCACCAGAAAUCGAAUCGGCGCCACCGCUUUUUAAAGCCCUAAUUGACUGUGCUCGACUCACUGAAGCCGAACCAGAGCGAGCUGUGAAAUCAUUGAUUAAGCUUAAGGAAUCAGUGUCAGAGCAAGGAGAUCCGACUGAAAGAGUCACCUUUCACUUCGCCGAAGCACUGUAUAACAGAGUUUCUCUACCGGCGGAGAAAAGCUGCUCCGCCAUUUACGAAAGUGCUUCUUCUGAAGAUUUCACACUCCCUUACAAGGCUUUAAACGACGCUUGUCCGUACUCCAAAUUCGCCCAUUUGACUGCGAAUCAAGCCAUACUCGAAGCCACUGAAAGAGCUAGUAAGAUCCAUAUAGUUGAUUUCGGAAUCGUUCAAGGGGUUCAGUGGGCUGCCCUUUUACAAGCCCUAGCGACUCGGCCCACCGGAAAGCCCACUAAGAUUAGAUUAUCCGGCAUACCAGCUCUUGCCCUCGGCAGAACACCGGCGGCGUCCUUGGUCGCCACCGGUAAUCGUCUCUCCGAGUUCGCGAAGCUUCUUGAAUUGAACUUCGUGUUUGAACCUAUUCUAAUACCGAUUAGUGAACUUAACGAGUCAAGCUUUAGGGUCGAAGAAGACGAGGUCUUGGCAGUGAAUUUCAUGCUUCAAUUGUAUAACCUCUUAGACGAGACUCCAAUGGCUGUACAUACUGCUCUCAGAUUGGCUAAAUCACUAAACCCAAAGAUUGUUACUUUAGGUGAAUACGAAGCUAGUUUGAACCAAGUUGGGUUUAUGACUCGUUUCAAGAACGCUUUGAAGUACUACACGGCUGUGUUUGAAUCAUUGGAGCCUAAUUUAAGCCGUGAAUCGCCUGAAAGGCUUCAGGUUGAAAGGGUUUUGUUUGGUCGUCGAAUUGGUUGUGUAGUUGGGCCAGAGGAUCCUAGAACGAAAAGAGAACGAAUGGAAGAUAGAAAGGAAUGGAAAGCUUUAAUGGAAGGUUGUGAAUUUCAACCAGUGAAGCUAAGUCAUUACGCUGUUAGCCAAGCUAAGAUCCUUUUAUGGAACUAUAAUUACAGUUCUUUAUUUUCUCUGGUUGAAUCUUCACCUGCCUUUCUAUCUUUGGCAUGGAAUGAUGUCCCUCUUUUGACAGUUUCGUCAUGGCGUUAAUGGGUUUUUUUUCACCUCAAUUGGGGUCAUUGGUUCUUUUACCAGGUCUUUUAUCUCUGGUUUGGAACCAUGGCAAUACAUACCUAUUCUCAGCCAUUGAUGUUCUUUGUUCGAUGCUUCUUCUUAUUGAUUCAGAUAUGCAAAACUCAGUGUAACUCUGAUUUCGAUAUCUAAGCAUUAAAGUUACUGCAUUAUCAGAGGCUUUUGAAGAUUUUUGGGACAGAAAACUUGCUUUGUUCAUUUGGUAGUUUGUCUAGUUUUUUUCAACUUUCUUAACGUUAUAGUGGGCUUCUCUCUCUUUUUUUUUAUUUAUUUAUUGGGGGUUUUUCUUAUAGAUUUGAAUCUCGAAUAUGACUAAUUGUAGAAAAGGGAAUUGAAAACUCGAGGGAAUGGAAGAAUGCACUCUCCCUCUUUGUGUCUGUAAUUUUGCAUGUACAUUUGAAUCAAUGGGUUUAGUUUUGCUAUUAA
Messenger RNA from Cannabis sativa, 2651 nucleotides. Its product is annotated as SCARECROW-LIKE protein 7. NCBI's taxonomy places the organism in Eukaryota, Viridiplantae, Streptophyta, Magnoliopsida, Rosales, Cannabaceae. The coding region runs from base 318 to 2183 and encodes 621 amino acids. Gene Ontology annotation, biological process: regulation of DNA-templated transcription. Gene Ontology annotation, molecular function: sequence-specific DNA binding; DNA-binding transcription factor activity. Gene Ontology annotation, cellular component: nucleus. The record is from RefSeq and is a predicted model, not a curated record. The transcript is spliced from 2 exons.